AUGACCACAGAGAAUGUAAUGAAGCCCUAUGAGUGUAAGGAGUGUGGCAGACUCUUUAGAUAUCACACAGCCCUUGGAGUCCAUAUGAGGGCACACACUGGGGAUAGACCCUACGAAUGUAAGGAGUGUGGGAAAACUUACGUGAAGUCUGAACAUUUUAAACGCCACAUGAUCACCCACAGUACCGUGAAACCCUAUGAAUGUAACCGGUGUGGCAGAUCCUUCCGGGAUUACACAAACCUGCGCGUCCAUAUGAGGACGCACACUGGGGAAAGACCCUAUGAAUGUCAGCAGUGUGGGAAGACCUUCAGAUAUCUUGGAAAUCUGCGGGAACAUUCGACAACACACACUGGGGAGAGACCGUAUGAAUGUCAGCAGUGUGGGAAGACCUUCAGGUAUAACUCAUGCCUGCGAGAACACAUGUGGAAGCACACUGGAGAGAGACCCUAUCAGUGUCAGCACUGUGGAAAAGCCUUCAUUCGUCACCACACUCUUGUAGUACAUACUGUGAGAUGGCACACCGAGGGUGGACACUUGGAAUGUAAGGAGUGUGGUGAAACUUUCAGAAAGCAUCGAGCUUUCGAACGUCACAUGGGCACACAUGGUAUCCUGAAACCCUAUGAAUGUAAGGAGUGUGGAAGAGCCUUCAGGUGCCACAGAGACCUACAGGUACAUACGAGGAUACACACUGGGGAAAGACCUUUCAAAUGUGAGCUGUGUGGGAAAGCCUUUAAGUCUCCUGCAAACCUUCGAGCACAUAUGAGGACACACAAUGAUGAAAGCCCCCGCAUAUGUCAGCAGUGCGGGAAAAUCUUCUCGACUCCUGGACGCCUGCAAGUACAUAGGAGGACACACACUGGGGAAAGACCCUGUAAAUGUGAGCAGUGUGGGAAAGCCUUCACUUCUCCUGGAAACCUACGAGCUCAUAUGAGGACACACAGUGGGGAAAGACCCUGUAAAUGCCAGCAGUGUGGGAAAGCCUUCAACAGUGAUGCGUCCUUGCGGGUACAUAUGAGGACACACACUAGGAAGAGACCCUAUGAAUGUCACCACUGUGGCAAAGCCUUCAGGAGUCCAUCGCACCUGGAAGCACACACACGGACACACACUGGGGAGAGACCUUUUAAGUGUACAGAGUGUGGGAAAGCGUUCAGUCGGCCUCAGUGUUUUCAAGAUCAUUUGAAAACGCACAACACAGUUAAAUCCUAUGAAUGCAAGGAGUGUGGGAAAGCAUACAAGUUUCCCUCAUCCCUUCGAGGGCAUAUGAAGAAACACACUGGGGAGAGAACUUCACUGGUCAUGACUCCCUUCAGGAACACAUGAGGAAUCACAGUGGACGGUGACCUUUUGUGAAUCUACGGUCUCUGGUAAGACAUUCUAGUAUCACACAGAACUGCAAGUAUCUGUGAUGACACUCACUAGACGGGAAUUGUGUGAAUGUCUACGCUGUGGGAAAGCCUUCAGGUGUCCCUCUAAUCUUUGGGGAUGCUUGUGAGAGCACAGUGAUGUGAAACCCUGUGAAGUUAAGAACCAUGGAACAACCUUCCAGUAUUUCCUCAAUCUGGGAGUACAGACACUGCGGGAAAGCAUUUAAUC
This is a messenger RNA of Mustela erminea (ermine), 1596 nucleotides long. Its product is annotated as zinc finger protein 699-like. Bases 1 to 1323 code for a protein of 440 amino acids. The transcript has a single exon. The record is from RefSeq and is a predicted model, not a curated record. Gene Ontology annotation, cellular component: nucleus. Lineage: Eukaryota; Metazoa; Chordata; Mammalia; Carnivora; Mustelidae.